UUGAGCUAUCUCGGGUCUACUCGUAGGAAGUGAAACGUUACGUUAUUAAUUCGAAAUGCUGGAGCGGUUUUUAUGUGUAUUUCUUUGGCUGGUUCUGUCGGUUCUGCCGCUAAAUUCCAGCUGGCUGAUCAUGGAUCCACAACCACCGGUGGAGCAUGCCAAGCGUGUGGCCGGGACACCGGGGUCAUUUUUGUCCGAUCAAGUUCCCGCCCCGGAAAAUGGUUAUCGUGUUGGAUGCUUAAGGGAGAGCAGCUUUGGUCGCAGUGUUAACAGACUAUAUCAGCGUUUGCUGGCCACGCCCGAUCCGACGCUGGCGCCCACAACCUUUGGCCGUCCUUUGAGUGAUGUCUUCUGGAUGGACUUUUUGCGAAUUCUGGAACGCGAAGCGCAGUCAAACACGGACCCCGAGUCUUCGGACACAAAGGUUAUCUUGAAUUUCCAACCCUGUUCGGCGCUCCGACUUCGCCAUUUUGUCAUUGGCAGAAAGUGAUCCCGAAUAUCACUUGCGGUGAUGCAUACACGUAUCAGGAAUCCAAAGAAUCAAGGAGAACUGAUCUAUUGAAAAUACUGUACAGGACUUGGCAAACUCAUUAACAAAUAAAUAAAUUUCAAAUAAUGAUACGCGUAAAAUAACUAGAGUAGUAAUUGAAUCUAUAAGUUUCUCAAUGUUUGGGUUUCGCUUGAAGCCCCAUAGACAAAUAUUUUUCGGUCCAAGUCUUCUAGUGACGAUUAGACUCGGCUUGAGCGACAAUAUACUUUGGUCUGG
Paramacrobiotus metropolitanus is the source of this 766-nucleotide messenger RNA. RefSeq lists its product as uncharacterized. The transcript is spliced from 3 exons. The record is from RefSeq and is a predicted model, not a curated record. NCBI's taxonomy places the organism in Eukaryota, Metazoa, Tardigrada, Eutardigrada, Parachela, Macrobiotidae. Bases 56 to 490 code for a protein of 144 amino acids.